AUGAGGACACUACUGGCCAUCUUGACCGUGGGAUCCUUGGCUGCACACGUCUCGGAACAGCGCUCGGAUCUGCUUCAGCACGUGAAAUUCCAGUCCAGCAACUUCGAAAACAUCCUGACGUGGGACAGCGGCCCGGAGAGCACGCCAGACACUGUCUACAGCGUGGAGUAUAAGACGUACGGAGAGAGGGAGUGGCUGGCGAAGGCCGGCUGCCAGCGGAUCACCCGGAGAUCCUGCAACCUGACCGUGGAGACGGGCAACCUCACGGAGCACUACUACGCCAGGGUCACGGCCGUGGGCGCGGGGGGCCGGUCUGACACCAAGAUGACUGGGCGGUUCAGCUCCCUGCAGCACACUGCCAUCAAACCAGCAGAUGUGACCUGUAUCCCCAAGGUCAGGUCCGUUCAGGUGGUCAUCCACCCUGCCGCCACGCCCAUCCGUGCAAGGGAUGGCCACCUGCUAACGCUGGAGGACAUCUUCCACGACCUGUUCUACCGCGUGGAGCUCCGUGUCAACCACACCUACCAAAUGCACCUUGGAGGGAAGCAGAGAGAAUACGAGUUCUUUGGCCUGACGCCUGACACGGAGUUCCUCGGCUCCAUCACGAUCUUUGUGCCCACCUGGUCCAAGGAGAGUAACCCCUAUGUGUGCCGAGUGAAGACGCUGCCAGAUCGGACCUGGGUCUACUCCUCCGUGGGCGCCAUCGUGUUCCUCAUGGGCUUCCUGAUGGCGGUGUUCUGCUGCCUGAGCUACAGAUACGUCACCAAGCCGCCAGCACCUCCCAACUCGCUGAACGUCCAGCGAGUCCUGACCUUCCAGCCGUUACACUCCAUCCAGGAGCGCAUCCUGGUCCCCGUCUUUGACCUUGGCAGCCCCAGCAGCCCCGCCAGCCUGGCCCAGCCUGUCCAGUACUCCCAGAUCAAGGUCCUAGGGCCGCAGGAGCCUCCAGGAGCCGCACAGCUGCCCAGCCCAUCCGGGAUGGUCUACGUGGAGCAGUCGGACAGCUCCGUCCUCAGGCUCUCCGACGCCACGCCUCCCCAGACACGCUCCACCAGCCCACCAUGUGCCCCCAAGGCGACCUCUGAGGUCCCACCGCCAUCCUACACACCCCAAGUAACCCCCAAAGCAAAGCCGCCCACCUAUGCCCCACAGGCCGUCCCUAAGGCUCAGCCCCCCUCCUACGCCCCGCAAGCCGCGGCCGAGAGCUGGCUUCCUUCCUACGGCGUGUGCGUGGCUGACUCUGGCAAAGACCUGCCCCCCGCGGCACUCGCUGGUCCCCAGCACCUCUGGCCCAGGAGUCAGAUCCCGGAAGAGGCGCCAGCAGGAAGCUGCAUCCCAGAGGGCCUUUCUCUGCAGGAAGUGACCUCCUUGAUCUCCUCGGCCGCGGAGGACCCCAGAGAAGAUAGCCCCUUCCACCUGCCCCUGGGAGUUUGCAAGGACAGAGAACGUGACCUGGGCGUGCUGCACGGUGGGGAACCGGGGAUGCCAGGGUUCCUCAGGAACGACCUCCCACUCCUCUCCUCGGUCCAGAUCGAAGGCCACCCCGCACCCCUCCUUUUGAACACCCCUUCCCCUCCCUGUUCCCCCUCAGAACACGGCCGGAGUCUCUGGGGCCUGCUGGACUCCGUGGUGUGUCCCAAGGAUGACAGUGCAGGGUCCGAAGCUGAAGCCAAGGGCUCAGCCCCCGGGGCCCCGGGCCUGGAGCCGCCCACAGAGCUGGACUCACUUUUCAGGGGCCUGGCCCUGACCGUGCAGUGGGAGUCCUGA
Lepus europaeus (European hare) is the source of this 1767-nucleotide messenger RNA. RefSeq names its product interleukin 22 receptor subunit alpha 1 (gene IL22RA1). NCBI's taxonomy places the organism in Eukaryota, Metazoa, Chordata, Mammalia, Lagomorpha, Leporidae. The record is from RefSeq and is a predicted model, not a curated record. Bases 1 to 1767 code for a protein of 588 amino acids. The transcript is spliced from 7 exons. Gene Ontology annotation, molecular function: protein binding.